CUGACCACAAGCAUUGUCAGUGGACUUGCAGAUACACUCACAAACUCAGGUAGCCAUGAAGGUCCUUGUUGUGCUGGUCCUAGCUGUUUUCAGUGGCUGUCAGGCCAACCUCUUCUAUGCUGAUGCACCCAAGCCACAGCUGGAAGUGCUGAAUGAUGCUUUCUGGGACUAUGUUGCCAAGGCCACUGAGACAGCUGAUGACACCCUCCAGAUGAUCAGGAAGUCACAGUUUGGACAGGAUGUCAGUGCCCGUUUGACAGAUAGCACCGAGCUUGCCACCAAGUACGCAGUCUCUCUGCAAGGGCAGCUUCACCCUGCAGCCCAGGACCUCAUCACUAAGGUCACCACAGAAGCUGAUGUGCUGAAAGAGCGUAUGAUCGAGGAACUGAGCACUGUCAAGGGAAAGCUGGAGCCUUUCACCGAGGACAUGAAGGCCCAGAUCCAGCAGAGAGUGGAGCAGCUGAAACAGGAGCUCGCCCCCUAUGUAGACACUGUGGACACUGAGGCACUGAGAACCACCCUGAUGCAGAGGAGUGAGGAGCUGAGGACCAACCUGGAGCAGACUGUGACGGACCUGCAGACUCAGCUGGGGCCCUACACUGAUGACCUGAAGCAGAAGGUGGACCAACACCUGGAGGACUUCAAGGUGAAGGUGGCCCCUGUGACCGAGAGGGUCCAGAGUGAGCUGACUCAGAGAGCCCAGCAGGUGAAAGAUAUGGCUGCCCCCUACGUUGAUGAGCUGAGAACAAAGCUGGACCCCUAUGCCCAGGACCUCCAGACCCAGCUCAUGUCCCUCUAUGAGUCCUUCGUGAAAGCCAACUAAGCCAACCUCCACUUCCUGUUAAACACAAAAAAACUGAACAAAGGAACGUGUUGUUAACAUAAUGACAACACGAGCUCAACAGUUUUAAAACAUGUCUUUAGAUAUAUUUACAGUAUGAACAAAUAAAUAAUAAAUAUUCAGUGUUGGUCUGUGACCAAGUAAUGUGUUUUCUUCCUAUAUUAUGGAAAUAAAGUAAAAGCAA
Molecule: messenger RNA, 1025 nt
Organism: Scomber japonicus (chub mackerel)
Lineage: Eukaryota; Metazoa; Chordata; Actinopteri; Scombriformes; Scombridae
Product: apolipoprotein A-IV-like
Exons: 4
Coding region: 56-823 (255 amino acids)
Biological process (GO): reverse cholesterol transport; very-low-density lipoprotein particle remodeling; triglyceride homeostasis
Cellular component (GO): extracellular region; blood microparticle; high-density lipoprotein particle
Molecular function (GO): cholesterol binding; phosphatidylcholine-sterol O-acyltransferase activator activity; phospholipid binding
Source: RefSeq, a predicted model, not a curated record